AAGUUGAACAAGAUUGUAUUUAAAACCACAGCAGAUCAGGUCUGCAAGCUCAGACGACGGCAGAAGGAUUCCACACCACACCAAUACUGAACCGUAGCCUAACAGGUCGACCAUGUCGGAAAGUCAUCUAAUGGGCUUUUUAGUCCUUUUUCUAUCAAUCCUUCGUACUGCAUCAACUUUUGGAAUUCUCAACUCAAUCAACGACCUGAAGGACAUCCCAUUCGACCAAUCGGUGCCCAAGCACAGCCUUGCGCUGCUCCACUGGUUUGCCAACACCAUAGAAAUAGACAACAACGACGCGAUAGAGCUGACCUUUGAACCGGACGAUGGAGACUAUGGCACUCAUCACUAUGGAAACUUUGAGGGAUUCCUGGAUCCAGUGCCCUAUCGCCACCGGUACUUCACCCUCGGCAACAUCAACCCCAAUAUCAACAAUCAGAUAAUCUCUUUGCCCUCUUAUUUCACCAAUAACGAUCUGUUUGGGCAUGAGGAACUGAACAGGGCUCGCAUCAUAUUCACACUCUCCUACCGGAACACCAUCGGCCAGGUGUACAUCACACAGCACUACCAUGCCAGUCAGGGUCUGGGGACUGUGUAUGACCCAGAGCACACCUACCAGAUCACCAUCGACCUCUUGAGGGAGCUCAGAGUCUUCUCCUUGGACCGAAGUCCACACUCCGAGCUGUCAGAGAUCGGAGGCGACUUCGAGAGCGGCAUCGACUACAACAACAUUUGCUUCAUAAGAAACACGUGGGGCCAGCUGGCGUGUGUCGGACUGCUGUUGUUCAUCGUGAUCAACGAGAGGAAUACGCCUUGCAGUGCCAGCAGAUCGCGAGAACAGAAACGUCUUCAGAAACGUAACGAUCGAGCAAGCGCAACUCCAUUUGUGUACAAACCACAAAGCGACAACAACUACAGGCCGCCUCCUCAGAACCAGGCGGAGGAGCAAUGCCUUCCAGUGUUCCUGUUCCUGGCAUUCCUAGCAUUUCUAUUUUUUUUUCUUAUUCUGAAAUGAAUUUGUGAAGCACCUUUCAAAAGCAGAAUACAAAUUGCUCGACAGAAUAGAACAAAACCAGAAUAAAGUACAGAAUAAAUGAUAAAUAAUACAGGGAGGAGUGAUGUCAGUGCUCUACAAGAACCACCGGGACGCCAGUGGGAUCCUUCACUAGAGUACUGGGCCACCCUGGGGAACGCCAUUGGUUCAGGCUCCAUGAAGAUACACGUUUUUGCCUUUGCUUUACCAGGGUGGCAGACAAUAUGUGAACAAUAUCGAAACAAUUUAAACGUAGGGAAACCAAAAACUCAGGGAAAUUCCAGGGAAGCACACAAAAAACAUAUCGUUAUAUCCGGUAAUAUGUUGAUCCAGAUGUGGUCAAUCAAUCUUUAAAUGAGAAUGAUUCAGAGAGACAGGGUAAAUGUUUUGGUAAAUGUCUUCAAGUAGUACUGUGUGUGUGUGUGUGUGUGUGUGUGUGUGUGUGUGUGUGUGUGUGUGUGUGUGUGUGUGUGUGUGUGUGUGUGUGUGUGUGUGUGUGUGUGUGUGUGUGUGUGUGUGGCUUAUGAAUAGGUGUUUUUCAUUUUCUCUGUACAUUUGCUAGGAAGUACACUCAUUAUGUAUAUGGAUACAUUUAUCUUAAUCUGCAUAUUAAUUAAUCAAUUACAUGUUAUUAGGGGUGUUCACUUCAGAGGGGGAAUGAUACCAUUCUGUGAGGGAAUUAUUGGUGAAUAUAUACAAUAUGCAGAAUUACAGUGAGGGCUCUGAUCUUAAAUAUAAUAGAAGCAUAAUUUCUCAUACAUUUAUGUUUUAUGCUCUUUAGUUAAGCAUUUAAGGAUUUCUAUGAUAGUUUUUUUCUGACUAGGUUUGCUUUCCCUGUAUUUACAUCCAACUUGUUCUUCAAAAUAGGCACGCUUACUAUUGUGGCAUCAAAAAACAAAAUCAAUAAAAACAUUUGUUAUGAUUUG
Messenger RNA from Gadus morhua (Atlantic cod), 1959 nucleotides. RefSeq lists its product as uncharacterized. The transcript is spliced from 2 exons. NCBI's taxonomy places the organism in Eukaryota, Metazoa, Chordata, Actinopteri, Gadiformes, Gadidae. The record is from RefSeq and is a predicted model, not a curated record. Bases 113 to 1015 code for a protein of 300 amino acids.